AUGGCGUUCCAUGUGGAAGGACUAAUAGCUAUCAUCGUGUUCUACCUUCUAAUCUUGUUGGUUGGAAUAUGGGCUGCUUGGAGAACCAAAAACAGUGGCAGUGCCGAAGAGCGGAGUGAAGCCAUAAUAGUUGGUGGUAGAGACAUUGGUUUGCUGGUGGGUGGAUUUACCAUGACAGCUACCUGGGUUGGAGGAGGUUAUAUCAAUGGAACAGCUGAAGCAGUGUAUGUUCCAGAAUAUGGUCUAGCUUGGGCUCAGGCACCAAUUGGAUACUCUCUGAGUCUGGUUUUAGGUGGUCUCUUCUUUGCCAAACCUAUGCGCUCAAAGGGGUACGUGACCAUGUUAGACCCAUUUCAGCAGAUCUACGGAAAGCGCAUGGGUGGGCUCCUGUUUAUUCCUGCGCUAAUGGGAGAGAUGUUCUGGGCCGCAGCUAUUUUUUCUGCUCUAGGAGCCACCAUCAGCGUAAUCAUUGAUGUUGAUGUGCAUGCUUCUGUCAUUGUCUCCGCACUCAUUGCCAUCUUGUACACCCUGGUGGGUGGUCUCUACUCAGUGGCCUACACUGAUGUUGUCCAACUUUUUUGCAUAUUUGUAGGCCUGUGGAUCAGUGUCCCAUUUGCAAUGUCCCAUCCUGCAGUUACUGACAUUGGAUAUACAGCUGUGCAUACCAAAUACCGGGAGCCUUGGCUGGGGACCAUUGAAUCAUAUGAAGUCUAUACUUGGCUUGAUAAUUUUCUGUUGUUGAUGCUGGGUGGAAUUCCAUGGCAAGCGUACUUUCAAAGGGUUCUUUCUUCAUCCUCAGCCACCUAUGCUCAAGUGCUCUCCUUCCUGGCAGCAUUUGGGUGCCUGGUAAUGGCUGUACCAGCAAUACUUAUUGGAGCCAUUGGAGCAUCAACAGACUGGAACCAAACUACGUAUGGGUUUCCAGAUCCCAAGACUAAAGAGGAAGCAGACAUGAUUUUGCCAAUUGUUCUUCAGUAUCUGUGCCCUGUGUACAUUUCUUUCUUUGGUCUUGGUGCAGUCUCUGCUGCUGUUAUGUCAUCAGCAGAUUCUUCAAUCUUGUCAGCAAGUUCAAUGUUUGCUCGGAACAUCUAUCAGCUUUCAUUCAGACAAAAUGCAUCAGACAAGGAAAUCGUCUGGGUCAUGAGAAUCACGGUACUUGUGUUUGGAGCAUCUGCAACAGCCAUGGCCUUGCUCACAAAGACAGUAUAUGGUCUCUGGUACCUCAGCUCAGAUCUUGUUUACAUCAUCAUCUUCCCACAACUGCUUUCUGUGCUCUUUGUUAAGGGAACUAACACAUAUGGAGCUGUAGCAGGUUACAUUUCCGGCCUUUUCCUACGAAUAACUGGUGGAGAGCCAUAUUUACACCUUCAGCCCUUAAUCUUUUACCCUGGUUACUAUUCUGACAAGAAUGGUACAUAUUAUCAGAGAUUCCCAUUUAAAACUCUUGCAAUGGUUACCUCAUUCAUAUUCAAUGUUUGUAUUUCUUAUCUAGCCAAAUACCUAUUUGAAAGUGGAACCUUGCCACCAAAAUUAGAUGUGUUUGAUGCUGUUGUUGCAAGACACAGUGAAGAAAACAUGGAUAAGACAAUUCUGGUCAAAAAUGAAAAUAUUAAGUUAGAUGAACUUGCACCUGUGAAGCCUCGACAGAGCAUUACUCUCAGUUCAACUUUCACCAACAAAGAGGCCUUCCUUGACAUCAAUUCCAGUCCAGAUGGAUCUGGGACCGAAGAUAAUCUAUAGUAAUCCCUGCAAAAAUAAAACUGCUUUCUCAAACAGGCUAGUCCUGAAAGUAUGGUGUGCAGCAUAUAAAAAUAUAUUUUAAAAAAUACAAAAGGCCAAAUACCCAUAUGAAAGUGCAAUUUUACAAACGCAAAGAUAGUAGAAAAUACUUCAAAAAGCAGUGGCUUUCUCUCAUUGAUACAUUCUCAUUUGAUUUUGAGUUCAAUA
This is a messenger RNA of Sorex fumeus (smoky shrew), 1947 nucleotides long. It is a transcript of the gene SLC5A7, whose product is annotated as solute carrier family 5 member 7. Gene Ontology annotation, molecular function: choline:sodium symporter activity. The coding region runs from base 1 to 1740 and encodes 579 amino acids. Gene Ontology annotation, cellular component: axon; perikaryon; plasma membrane. Gene Ontology annotation, biological process: synaptic transmission, cholinergic; acetylcholine biosynthetic process; choline transport. The transcript is spliced from 8 exons. Lineage: Eukaryota; Metazoa; Chordata; Mammalia; Eulipotyphla; Soricidae. The record is from RefSeq and is a predicted model, not a curated record.